Molecule: messenger RNA, 1081 nt
Organism: Eruca vesicaria subsp. sativa (arugula)
Lineage: Eukaryota; Viridiplantae; Streptophyta; Magnoliopsida; Brassicales; Brassicaceae
Source: the annotation of a GenBank genome assembly
UUCUAUUGAGCUCAUGUCUUCUUCCAUGGCGUUGAUACAGAGUUCGAUUACCGGUUCGUCUGCGGUUAGAUUGAGCUUCUCAAACUCAAUGCCGAAGAAGGUCUCCGUCGUUGUCCCGAUGGUGAAAGGUUGUUGGAGGAGAGGUUCGUGUCGGAGAAGUGGAGUGUUAAGAGCAAUGGUGCAGGAGGAAGCAGUUCAAGGGUCUCCUUCUGUUUACGCCAGAGAUAUGGAGAGGCUCUCUGCUAAAGAAUCUCUGCUUCUCGCUUUAAAGGAUGCUGGAGGAUUUGAAGCUUUAGUUACAGGGAAGACGACGAGUAUGCAAAGGAUUGAUGUCAAUGAGAGGAUAACUAGUUUAGAGCGGCUUAACCCUUCUCCUAGACCAACUACGUCUCCUUGUUUAGAAGGUAGAUGGAACUUCGAGUGGUUUGGCUCUGGAAGCCCUGGUUUACUAGCUGCUCGGGUCAUAUUCGAGAGGUUUCCUUCAACGUUGGCUAACCUCUCAAGAAUGGAGAUACUGAUUAAAGAUGCUAACGCAAAGGCCACUGCUAAUAUCAAACUCCUGAACUCGAUAGAAAGCAAGAUCAUUUUGUCAUCUAAGUUGACUGUGGAGGGACCUCUGAGACUGAGAGAAGAAUAUGUGGAAGGUAUGUUUGAAUCCCCAACAGUCAUUGAAGAAGCAGUUCCUGAACAGCUUAAAGGCGCAUUGGGUCAAGCGACCACAACGUUGCAGCAGCUUCCUGAUCUUAUCAAAGAUACUUUAUCCAGUGGUCUAAGGAUUCCCCUGAGUGGAUCUUUUGAAAGAUUCUUCAUGAUAUCUUAUCUAGAUGAGGAGGUUCUUAUAGUAAGAGAUACUUCAGGAGUCCCUGAAGUUUUAACGAGGUUGGAAACACCGUCAUCAAUUAUUGAAGAAACUCUUUGAAUAUGAUAUAGUUAGAUGUUACUAGCCAUUGUUCUUAUGUUCCUUUAUGUGUGUUCUUUCAAGAAACAACUACUAAGUUGAGAAUCUCUGUUUUGAUUUAACUUCUUAAACUCUCUCUCUAAAGAAGGCACAUACUAAUAUUUUCUUAAUUGGUAUAUAAUG